CAAAAUGGACCGGACUUGCAGUUCCAAGGACAAGACAUCAAACCAAGCGAGCACAUCAAGUUGUUAGGGGUCACCCUAGACAGCAAGAUGAAAUUCCAUCAGCAUGUAGCAAGGAUGACGGCUAAAGCUAUGAAGCAGUGCCUUGCUAUCAAACGACUACGGGGAGUUAGGCCCAAACAAGUCAGACAGCUGUACAAUGCGACGGUCACCCCGAUCAUGGACUACUGCGCUUCCGCAUGGUACGGACCUGAGAAGUGGGGAACAACUUCGCUGCUCCGCGAUAUGGAAAAGGCGAUAAUACUCUCGUUUAAGGCUACAGCCCUAGCAGUAGCCCAAGCCGAAGCGGGCAUUGAAACCACAGUCGACCGGCUACAAAGGAAGGUUUCUAACCAUUUGGUUAGGAGCCUCACAGUACCAAACACGAAUCCUUUAUUUGACUGCCUAACUAGGCUAUUCACCCAAGGCAAGAGUUUCCCGUCUCCGCUAGCUAUCACCGCGCGGAAGUUUGGCCCGGAUCUUGGCCUAACGGCCGAGAGCCUAAUGGAGACCGUAGAGCCAGUGCUUCAAGAACCUUGGACAGAGGGCGUCCUAGGGUGCCUAGUCAAGGGGCUAGAAGACGAGGCGGAUGUAGUCAUUCGACAACUACGGUCGAAAGCAGGCAGGGAAGAGAGAUGCACAUUCUAUACUGACGCAGCACGGAAGAGCGGCGAGAGUGGCAUUGCAGUAGUGCAAGGGAACACUGGGAAGACUAUCACCCAAAAGCGACUUCCUAGAUGGGCAGCAGGCGACUCGACGGUUGCAGAACUUAUAGCCAUCGAGGCAGCGCUAGCAUAUCAAACGAGGAGAAGGCCACGCCCGAUAAAGACGAUCAUCGCGACAGAUAGCAAGCAAGCUAUCCGACAUAUCACGGAGGGCAAGCNNCCACACGGACAAUACGUGGUACGAUACAUCCGUAAGCACAUCGAUGCUCUUCAGGCCCGGGAAGGGGCAACGGUCACCUUACAGUGGGUACCGGCCCAUAAGGGGUGGUACGGCAACGAGUGGGCAGACAAGAAGGCGAAAAAGGCACUAGAGGAGGGACGGGGAGGGGGGAAGGCCCUGCUACGCAACCCGCAGGUCCUACUAACCCCCUAG
Aureobasidium musti is the source of this 1134-nucleotide messenger RNA. The record is from the annotation of a GenBank genome assembly. NCBI's taxonomy places the organism in Eukaryota, Fungi, Ascomycota, Dothideomycetes, Dothideales, Saccotheciaceae.